Molecule: messenger RNA, 318 nt
Organism: Necator americanus (New World hookworm)
Lineage: Eukaryota; Metazoa; Nematoda; Chromadorea; Rhabditida; Ancylostomatidae
Exons: 2
Coding region: 1-318 (105 amino acids)
Source: RefSeq, a predicted model, not a curated record
AUGCCUGUGCUCGACCAACAUCAUCGACGAAGUCAAGCUGCGAGUCAGCCUAUCCGCCCCAUCAUGAUGUACGAAUUGGAGACUUGGGCAGCACCGUUUACGGUAACGGAGAGGCUUAAACCCACGGGAAUUGUACGGAGAACCCAUGUGCUGUGGCAGGGGAUGAAAAAUGGAAGACAUCAACAUCUUGCACUGCUAUCGAAAGUGGCUACAGAACAUUGUCUUCGCUACUUUGUUCAUAUGCUAAGGAGACCAGCACAUCGAUUGGUUCAAAGCUCAAAAGCAAAAAAUGUUGAUACUAUAUCAUUUAUUGGUUGA